Molecule: messenger RNA, 3046 nt
Organism: Sphaerodactylus townsendi
Lineage: Eukaryota; Metazoa; Chordata; Lepidosauria; Squamata; Sphaerodactylidae
Gene: KDF1
Product: keratinocyte differentiation factor 1
Exons: 6
Coding region: 502-1806 (434 amino acids)
Biological process (GO): regulation of epidermal cell division; keratinocyte development
Cellular component (GO): cell junction
Source: RefSeq, a predicted model, not a curated record
AGGCGGGGUCGGGGGGUCCAUUUUCGGAUGACGCGGUGACCGGACCCCGUGAGGCGUGGUGGAAGAGAUUAUUGCCCCCCAGCCCAGGGUUUCCCCCCCUAUUUUGCUCAAUUCUUUCCGUCUCCCUUAAAAGGGUUUAGGCCCCGCCCAGCUGUUCGUGGUGACCCCCCGUUUCCCCCCCUUCCUUUUUUGGGCUUGUUCCUUAUGCUCGAGUUAUAUGCCCUGUUUCUUUCUUUCUCUUCCCUUCCUGGACUCAGUUUUUGGGAGUGGGACCUUAAAAGCGACUGGCUUUGUGUUGGGACUACUGAAGCUGUGGCAUUGCUGUUCCCCCUAAAGAAGGACUGCAGGAGCUUAGUAUCCUGUUGGUAAUGCAUUGCCAGGAUCAAACAAGAUGACAUUCUUUCUAGGACAGGAUCUUCUCAAAUGGAUAUGAUGGAUCCUUAGAACCUAGUUUCAUCCCAGAGGAGGCAAGGCUAAAGGGAAUCUGAAGGGCGGCAAGUCAUGCUUGGCAGAAGAACCGGGUAUCCUCACAGCCCAGCCUACAUCUACCAACCCCCUCAAGAUGGUGUGCCCCAAAGGUUCGAGUCGCCGACAACCAAUGACAUCAGUCUUGAGGUGUUCUGUGGCUCCACGCCGGAGUACAAGCAGAAUCGCAGGCCAGUACGGGACAGGCGAGCUUACAAGGCAGAUCCCAGUGACUCAAAUGGGAGAGAAGGAGAAAAUGCCAGUUUUAUCUCCAGCGCUGCAGAGGCUUCCCCACCCCCUUGUUGCCCCAAUCUAUCUCGGGCCUGGAGCACUUACAGAACCAUUUUCUGCUAUAUUGUGACUUGUGGGAGCUGCUUUAAGGACUGCCGAGCCAGCAUUCCAUACCCUUACAACGAGAAUUUGAUGGAUGAUGGAAAGCCCCGGGAGACCAAUGGGUGUUUGCCAAACAGUCCUGCCAAUAGUAACCCUGCUGAAAAGAACGGGAGCCAAACCAAAAAGAGCACCGUGAAGAGCAGCUUCAGCUACCCCGACGUAAAACUGAAAGGGAUCCCAGUCUUCCCAAACCGGAGCCCUGGCUCCCGCGCAGACUCGGAUUCCUGUUACAAGGAGCCUCUGCCAGAUAAGACCUCCAAUAACAGCAUAGAGAAGCAACCUCUGCCCAGCAGCCAUCGAAGCUCAGAGGAAUAUUAUUCCUUCCAUGAGUCAGAUUUUGAAUUCAGCGAGCUGAGCUCAAUGUCCAGCCGGGAGAUUGAUGUCCUCAUCUUUAGGAAACUGACGGAGCUGUUCAGUGUCCAUCAGAUCGACGAGCUAGCCAAAUGCACUUCAGACACCGUCUUCCUGGAGAAAACCAACAAGAUCUCUGACCUCAUCAACAGCAUCACUCAGGACUACCACCUCGAUGAACAGGAUGCUGAAUGCAGGCUGGUCCGGGGGAUCAUACGCAUCAGCACGCGCAAGAGCAGGGUCCGGCCCCGUAUUUCAGUCCCCACCCUCCCAAGCCCGGAGGAGACCACAAUGCGCUGCAAUCCACCUGAUAGCGGCAACGAGACAAUGGUGGCGUCAGUGCUCUCAAGUGAAGAAGAUAUGUCUGUUCAGAUUUCUCAAGAAACCACAGCAGAUGUGAAAGCCAGGGUCAUGAGGCAUGAGAUGUACAGCACACCAGGGUCUCCAUUGAGCAGAGGGUCCUCUUUUCAGGACACAGAGACGGAUUCUUCAGGGGCUCCUCUACUUAAAUGUAUUGCUGGGAGAAUGGACAUUGGAAGCAUGCAUACAGCCAGGCCCAGUGCCUUGCCUGCCACGAGCUCUCCGUUUUGUAAAUGACUUGUAUACUGCCACUUUAUUUUGUUUGUAUUUGAUCUUAAAAGCCCAUUUACCUCUUAAGAGAGCCUUGCAUGCGGGUGGUGGAGAUGUACCAUAGAAGCAAUAUGACAGGAAGAGGAAUCUGGCAGUUGGCUGUGCCUUCUGAGUAAUGCCCUGAUCCUGUUGCAGCUUUCCAAGUUCAAUUCUGCUUUAAACGUGCCUUCAGAUGACCAGCUGGUUACUUUCUGGAUCAUUUUCUCUGCUCUUUCAGAAGUAGACUGUAUUGGAACAAUGGGUUUUUCUGCACAGGUCCAAUUGUUCAAAGGUGUGUUUCUUUUUAAGAGCUGAAGACCCAUGUUGUGGGACCUCCAUGCAGCUUGUAAUGGCCAGCUUGAUGAUGGUUGGUGACUGAUGAUUUGUAUCCAUGUUUCUUUGGACACUGCUUGCCAAGGGUGCUUUACCUGUGCAUUGGGAUGGACUGCAUUUAGAGAGCAAGUAGUGGCAAGUUAGACUUCAAGCCACAUCUAAGCUUUGGCCUCUUUCCAUGAAGCUGCUAACUGAAAGAACCCAAAAUCAAGGUUUGUCUUCAUGGAACCCUUUGGCCCCUUUGUAUGACUACAAUUCCCAGGAUUCCUUCACCAGAAGCCAUGAUGAUUAAGGUAGCUGGAAAUUAGUUAAAAAGUAUAGCACAGGUAUGCUAGAAAAACUCCUGAAUUAUGGAGAUCAAAUACACCUCUUUAGAGCUGUCUCAGAAUUUUGUGACUUCUACUUUAAGGCCAAAUCAGGUGAGAUGCUGGUGAGCUCCUGGACAGAGUUUUCAAGCAUUUGUUGUUCUUUCUUUGAUGUCUUCUUGUCUUUCCUUGUUCUUUCUUUGUUGUCUGUCAUAUGUGGAUCCCCAUUUGGAUUGAGACUGGGAGGAGAAGGCAUGUUUUCCCGUGCUCAUUUCCUUUCCUGAACUGGUACCUGUGGAUGUUCUGCUACAAGUUUGCUCCAUAGGAGCAAAUAACAGCCCUCUGAACUGUUUCAGGUUGGGGAAACUGUGUGAGUGAGGGAGCUUAACUUUUCCUUCAUGACAGGCUCUUAAUCCAAAUUGGGGUCCUACAAGCCUGCUGUUAGUUUUGUUCUUAAGUUUGGGAUCUGUACAUAAGGAUCUGUACAUAAGGAGCAGCAGUGGUGUAGUGGCUAAGAGCAGUGGCUAAGAGCAGGUGCACUCUGAUCUGGAGGAACCGGGUUUGAUUCCCAGCUCUGCCACUUGAGUUGU